AAUCUCUGUCAAAGACAAUCAGAAUAUCUCGAAUGUUGAUCAGUUUACUGUUGUUUUACCCUAUGCUGACUAAGCUGCUUCACUCUUGCAACAAACAGCAAAAUGAGGGUGGAAGCGUGCCAUUUCUGCAGUCGCCCGACUUAUCCCUCCAAGGGAAUCACCUAUGUGAGAAACGAUUCAAAAUCAUUCCGAUUCUGCCGCUCAAAAUGUCACAAGAACUUCAAGAUGAAGCGCCAGCCCCGCAAGCUCAAGUGGACCAAGACUCAUCGCAUGCAAGCCGGCAAGGAAAUGCUGGUCGACAGCACCGCACAAUUCGCCGCCCGCCGGAACGUCCCUGAGAAAUACAACCGCGACCUCAUGGGACACACAAUCGAAGCGAUGGAGCGCAUUGGCGAGAUCAGAGAGCGCCGUGAGCGUGCCUUCUACAAGAAGCGUCUGGCCGGCAAGGAGGAGCGUGAGCUGGAGGAGGACCGGAAGCUGGUUGCGGAGAAUGAGCACCUGCUGCCCCGUCACUUGCGGAGUGGUGAGCAGCACGAGACCGAGGCGGGAGAGUCGGUUGCUCCGCAAACGACCCAAAAGAGCAAGGUGUUUGGAGGCGAGAGACGCAGACUUAAGGCUCGGGUUGAUGGCGGAGUGGAAAUGGACAAUGACAAUGACAUGGAUAUGGAUUAGCUUAUAUUCGGAUGAUGAUUUUUGGAUUAUUUAGCGAUAGACAAUUAUUACAUGGCAUUUACUCAGUCUACAGCUGAUAUUGAUAGUAAAUACUACCUAAUACCUAGGUAUACUUCUUCAUGGCAUA
Aspergillus wentii DTO 134E9 is the source of this 799-nucleotide messenger RNA. Its product is annotated as ribosomal eL24 family protein. Gene Ontology annotation, cellular component: nucleolus. The transcript has 4 exons. Gene Ontology annotation, biological process: ribosomal large subunit biogenesis. The record is from RefSeq and is a predicted model, not a curated record. The coding region runs from base 103 to 672 and encodes 189 amino acids. NCBI's taxonomy places the organism in Eukaryota, Fungi, Ascomycota, Eurotiomycetes, Eurotiales, Aspergillaceae.